Messenger RNA from Striga hermonthica, 909 nucleotides. Lineage: Eukaryota; Viridiplantae; Streptophyta; Magnoliopsida; Lamiales; Orobanchaceae. The record is from the annotation of a GenBank genome assembly.
AUGGACAUUGAGGAAAAGCAAGCGGAGCACGUAGAGUUCUUUGUGAAGCAGGCAUCGGGGGUGAAUGGCGCGGCACUCUCAAACGUCGUCGUUGAGGCCACUAAGCACCCUUCCCUCUUUGCUUUUUCCGAGCUUCUCGCUGUUCCCAGCGUUCUCGAGCUUGAAGGAACUGAGAAUAGCGUAUUCCUCGAUUUGCUUCGCAUGUUUGCACAUGGUACAUGGAGCGAAUAUAAGACUAUUGAAAAACGUCUCCCUCAAUUGGUCCCCGAGCAAGUCCUGAAGCUGAAGCAACUAACUGUGCUUACUCUGGCUGACACUAACAAGGUGUUGCCAUAUGAUAUGUUGAUGCGGGAGUUGGAUGUUUCAAAUGUGCGCGAGUUAGAAGAUUUUCUCAUCAACGACUGCAUGUAUGUGGGGAUCAUCAGAGGAAAAUUGGAUCAGCUGAGAAGAUGCUUUGAGGUACAAUUUGCAGCAGGGAGGGAUCUCAGACCCGGACAAUUGGGAUUAUAUCUUACAAUACUUCCCCUAAUCUGGCUUGUUUCCUAUCAUUCCAAUCUUGGUCCUCAGCUCCAUGAACCGAAGACGGCCGAGUGGUUUGGUAAGGAUGUCUGCGAGCUGCAGUCCGGAUUCGACAAACUCCAAAAAAAUCUGUCCUCCAUCGACACAAUCACGGAUGAAGUGAAAACGGGUAUCGAUGUGCUUACUCCGGUCAUGGAGGACUGGAUUUUUUGCAAGGGCAAUGGCGGGCUGGUUGUCCACCAUCAGAGUUGGUGCACGAGCUUCCUCGCCGGUCAGUUCGCCCAGCAACCGACGCAGCCAGACCGCCUGGCAUGCCGCUAUGGCUGCCGCCACGUACUCUGCCUCGCACGUAGACAACGCUACAAUCUUCUGUUUCAGCGACUGCCAUGA